This is a messenger RNA of Miscanthus lutarioriparius, 1353 nucleotides long. Lineage: Eukaryota; Viridiplantae; Streptophyta; Magnoliopsida; Poales; Poaceae. The record is from the annotation of a GenBank genome assembly.
AUGCCGACCAUCACGCACUACGCCGUGCUGGAUCCCUUGCUUGAGACAGGGUCGCCUGCGCAGGUCCAGAAAGCCACGCCCAAGCCGCCGCCCUCGCCUCCGGACAAGGCCACACCCGUGCCGGUGGCUCCUGUUAGGACGCAGACCUCGCCGGCAUCACUAUAUGCCACGCCUGAGAGCACCACCCUGCCUGACUCACCUUCCUCGUUCCCCGGAACCUGGUCGCCGUACAUCAUCAACCAUAAGAGGCGGGGGGCUUCCCUUGCAAGGACCUUCUCUCAGGGUGAUGUUGGAAGUGAGGGCAGCCAGCCGAAGCUCCCAGUGAUGCUGCCUGCUUUGCCCAAAGGUGGUGAACCCACUGCAGUCGAGGAGCCUGAGUUUACAUUUCAGCAAUCAGGGAAUGGUCAAGCUGAAGGUGACAGUGGUGUGGAAGAGGCUACCAUCAAUGGACAAAAUGAAAUGCUACUGAAGGGCAAGGGAUCUGUGUCAGCCAAAAAUGAGCAGGAGCAGCCUGAGUUUGAGUUUCAGCGUGGAAGUUCUGAAGCACUAGUGAGGCCUGUUAAUGUUGGGAGGCCUUUGAUUGGUGGAGCACCAAAAAAUGAUGAGAUUGACACCUUCCUUGAACUUCAGGAUUCGAUGAGUGUGGCUAGCAAUACUGAAGCUGAUGAUGCUGGUAUGCAAGAGCGGUGGUGGAAGUCCAGUUCCCCUUUUGGGACCUCUGUUGGCACACCUGGUGCUGAAUUCUAUGACGCAUUUGAAGAAAUAUCAAGUGAUGGUGGAACUCGAUCUUCACGAGCGAUGGACGAUGACCUCCGUGAAAUGAGGCUAAGUCUGUUGAUGGAAAUUGAAAGGAGGAAGCAAGCAGAAGAAGCACUUGAGAUCUGGCAGAAGGAAUGGAAGAAGCUGAGUCACCACCUAUCACAUGUUGCCUUAUCACUUCCAUCUCCAAGUAUAGCUGAGGAUACUGAUGAUUCAAGCGUGGAUCCUGGAGCUGAGUUGUGCCAGCAAAUAACUGUUUCACAACUUGUAGCUGCUGCUAUUGCCCAGGGUUUUGCCCGUGCUGAAGUUGAAUCAGAUAUGGAAACUGUGAUUGCAGCAAAGAACUUUGAGAUUGCAAGGCUGUCGGAUAGGGUCCAGUACUAUGAAGCUGCAAACAGGGAAAUGUCCCAAAGAAACCAAGAAGCUAUCGAGAUGUCAAGGCAACAACGCAAGGAGCAUAAGAAGCGACAGAAGUGGUUCUGGGGUUCAGUUGGGCUUGCAGUCACCCUUGGUGCCACGGCUAUUGUCUGGUCUUAUCUACCUUCGUCGCAGCCCCAAGGUAGUGCAGAUUCAAAUAGUACCGCCAGCAACUAG